AUGAAACUGGAAUCAUUGUCCAACGAUUUGUUACUUGAUUUAUUCGAAUUACUCGAUGUAGUCAAUCUACUUCGUGCCUUUUCUGGUUUAAACGCUCGCUUUAAUUCUCUUCUUUAUGAUGUUCGAUCGUAUCGCGUCGAUCUACGCUCAAUAUCAAAAGAAGAUUUUAAUAUUUUCUGCUCAACUUACCUUCAUUUGAUAUCAAAUCGUACAAUUUAUGUACGCCUCUCUGAUGACGAAGAUACGCCAUUUCAAUGUUCUCAGCUUCAAUCGGUCGAUCUUGGAUUUCAACUUUUCGAAAAUCUUCGUUCGUUGACAUUCAACAGUAUUAGUUCAGAUCAUAGUAUUGAUAAACACUUCUUUAUAAAAUGUUGUAAAAGUAACCACCUUACUCAUUUAAAAUUCGUCGGUUGUAAAUUAUUCCACAUUAAAAUAGAAGAUUUUCAAGAUGCGAUAGAUCACAUUUGGAGUCUACCCAAACUAUCUCAUUUAUAUUGGGAUUUCUGGUUUGAAUGUGGACGUCAUUUUCGUAUACCUACCCCAAUAUCAACAUCGUUAAAAUGUUUAACCAUUUGCAAAAAUGACUGCUAUUCAUAUGAUUUUCCAUGCUUAUUGGAAAAGAUACCUUGUCUACAAAAAUUUUCCAUGUCAUCGGAUAGUUAUGAUGAUGAUGAUAUUCCACUUUCACAUAAAUUCAUACCAUCACCACUAAACUUAAAUAUUACAAAACUUACACUAUUGUCAGUACGUUCAUUACGUGUAAUGACCGCUUUGUUUCAAUUAUUACCAAGUAUUACUCGUUUAAAAAUCGAAGUCUACUAUAUUACAUUAGAUGGACAUCAAUGGAAAGAAAUGAUCGUUAAUUAUUUACCUCAGUUGAAAUAUUUUCAAUUUAAGAUAAAUUUUAAUUUCGGUCUUUCGAUUAAUGAUUCAACAAAUGAAGAAAAAGUUGAUCAAUAUCUAUCUACAUAUCGUACACCAUUUUGGAUCGAACAUCGUCAAUGGUUUAUUCGAUGUCAUUGGGUAGUAUCCCGAACAUAUCUUGAUAUGUUCAUUUAUUCAUUACCAUAUGCAUUCGAUUGUUUUCAUCUUUCUGACGAUGUUUCUAAUUAUCAUACAAAAUCGACUUGUUCAUCUGAUAUGUAUUAUUGCUAUGAUUCUGUUCGUUACAUAGGAUAUAAUCCAUUGUUACUCAAUAAAGAAUCGUUUUCCUAUAUGCAACUCAUCAAUAUCGAACAAUUAUCGCUUGAAUUUCCAAUUGAUCAACACUUUUUCUCAAUUAUUCUUAAUCUUGAAAAUUUACUAGCACUUAAUGUCACUAUCACGAAGGAAAACGAUCAAUGGCAAUUACAAACAUUACUUGAUCGUGCUCCUCGUUUAUUCUCACUGUCAUUUUCAAGUUCCAUCUUAGCAGCUAUGCCACCAUAUCCAUAUACAAGUUCAUCAAUACGUCGACUUGAUUUAGAAUGUUCUGAUCCAUUGCGACGUCAUCAUAGCUAUGAUAAGAAACAAUGUAUGGAAUUAAUUCAAUCACCAUUGGGCAUUCAAUGUCGAAUACUGGUCAUUAAAGUAGAGCACCAUGUAUCUAUUUUAGAAUUAAUUUAUGGUAUGGAAAAUCUUCGAACAUUACAUGUCUCCGACGAUAAUGAUAAACGUAGCAAUCCAAAUGAUCUGGUCGAAGUCUUAAAGCAUUAUUUACCAUCAAACUGGACUAUUACCAGACUAGGUUAUGGACAUAUCAUUAUUCAAUCAUGA
Rotaria socialis is the source of this 1755-nucleotide messenger RNA. NCBI's taxonomy places the organism in Eukaryota, Metazoa, Rotifera, Eurotatoria, Philodinida, Philodinidae. The record is from the annotation of a GenBank genome assembly.